UGUGUGGAGGGGCUGAGCGGCCAGUGAAUGGGUUGUCCAGGUAACAGGUCCCGCCCACUUACCUGGGACGUAUAUAUAGGUGGAGGCCACUCGCGGCGCAAACAGUCAGAGACGGUCGCAACACCUGAAGCAGCGGAGUCACAGAUCAGUCGGUCACAGCGGCUUUACUACUACUACUACAACAACAACAGCAGUGAGAUAAGCGGCGUUGGCCCCGGGCUGAGGCGAUGGCUGCCCUGGUGUGUGGUGUGUCCGUGCUGUUGGGGGUGAUUCCCGGCUGUGUUACAGCUGGUCGAAGCUUUGCUGGCGAAACUGUUGAUAAUAGCUCUGACUUGAAGGUUGACGACUUUGCUAAGGACGUACUCACCGGUGGAUUGACUACAGUCUUCUUGCCGUUGGUCUACAUUAUUGUGUUUAUCAUUGGUUUGCCCACAAACUCAAUAGCAUUGUGGGUCUUUGGCUACCGAACCAAAAAGAAACAUCCGGCAACUAUCUACAUGGCCAAUUUGGCAUUGGCAGAUCUUUUGUUUAUCUUUUGGUUCCCUUUGAAGAUUGCAUAUCAUGUGAAUGGCAAUAAUUGGAUUUUUGGAGAAGGCUUAUGCAGAGUGCUUGUGUCUUUCUACUAUGGGAACAUGUACUGCUCAAUUCUCUUCAUGACCUCCCUUAGUGUGCAAAGGUACUGGGUCAUUGUAGAUCCAAUAUCUCAAUCUAAGAAAAAGACUACAAUUGCUUAUGCUGUUUCCAUUUCUAUUUGGAUACUAAUUGUAUUGGGUACUAUGCCAUUGUAUCUAACUACUCAAACUGCAUACAUCACUAACCUUGAUAUAACCACCUGCCAUGAUGUCCUACCUGAAUUGAAAUUGUCUUCCACUAUGUUUGAUUACUUUACAUCUUUGGCUAUUGGUCUGUUCUUUUUUCCUGCAGUUUUGACCGUGAUUGUAUAUGUACUCAUGAUCAUGACACUGAAAGCUUCUUGUACUGAAGCGAACAUUGGGAAAAGCCGUAGACGAGCAAUUGAAUUGAUAAUUACUGUUCUUAUAAUGUAUUUAGUUUGCUUUACACCCAGCAAUAUAGUGCUUGUAGUUCACUAUUAUAUGAUAAAAUUCUAUGGCGUCAGCAAUGUUUAUGCUUUCUACAUUGUGGCUCUUUGCCUCUCUAGCAUCAACAGUUGCAUUGAUCCCUUUGUCUAUUAUUUUGUAUCUAAAGACUUCAGAGACCAUGUUAAAAAUACAAUGAUGUGUCGUAGUGUGAGGGCAGCAGAAAGGAUAAGAGCUUCAUUCACAUCCAUGAAAAAUUCCAAAAAGUCUAAUAUUUACAGAUCUACAAGAACUACUAGUUCCACUGCUACGAGUAACACAAAUUAUUGAAUCUUUUGAGCAAUAUUGCUUUUGUGGGACUUAUUUCAGUUUGCUUUUUUUAGAAGCAAGUUGGAUAUUUAUACUUGAUAUUCAAUGAAUAUUUUGGAUUACUGUACUCUAUUUCCUUCUGCAAUGAUUUGUUAGUUGUCCUUUUCUGAGUUUAAAGGUGGAUAUUUUUGUUUCACAAUUGAAGCUCAGAAACCACCUUCUAGAUAAAUUUGGCCUUUUUUAUAUAUUUAAAGAAAAACUACCAAGCAUUAUAAACUGUGGGGAGUUCACACACGGCACUACAUUGCUACCGUUCUUGUACUAUUACAUUAUUUCUAUUCUUGAGAUUCAUGUACAGUAAUCAAAAUAAGACUGAUCUCAUUUUAAGGUUAAUGAAAAGUGUCUUAAAUGAGUUGUUGCUUCUUUAGGUAUUGGCCUGGAGCACCAAACAGUUUGUUUUGCUGUUUUAAAUUUUAUUUUUCAUGAUUAACUGACAAAUGUAUUUGUACAAUUACCUUUUUAAUAUGCUUUUGUUUACUUGCAUUUAAAAUGAUAUUUUAUAGUUGUCUGAGCUAUAUACAAUAACUGGGAAAUGUGUUUUUUGUGAUAAUGUACUGCAUUUAAAGGUUGUGGGUGUGGGGGGGGGGCACUGAACAUAUUUGUUCAUGGCCUUUACUAAUAUUUCAGCUGUAGCAUCGAAGUGAAAUUGUUCUAAAAACAAUUUAGAGAAUAUCCAAAGAUGUUGAUUUCCCCAAAAAUAGCUAUAAAUUAACUGUAUUGCAAUUCAGUCACUUAACCAAAUUUGUAACCUGAAUGUUUCCAAAAUAUAAUUUGAUUUAACCUGUUCACAUUGGAGCCUAACUUGUUCUCUUGGUUUUAUGGAAACUAUUAGAAAUGAAUCUAGAAAUUAUACAUUUUGAGUAGUAGGUAUAUGCAAUUGAAUAAUCUGCUAGAUCCCUCAUAAUUCAAGUUAUAUAGCCUUGAACUAUUGUGUAUAUAAGCAUUAUUUAAGAAUAUAAUAUUGUUUUUGAAUAAAUCUUUGAAAAUAAAAUGGAUUUUUUCUGCAUUUAUGUAUGCUGAAAUGUUGAUAAUUUCCUAUGGACUAUCAUACCUCUGAGUUUCAACUUUUAAUUUUUGGUAUUGUUAAGACUGCUGCAUGAGUUGCCUUCACCAACAGCAAGUCUCUUGUUCUAAGCUUAUCUAAUAUCAGAUGCUGCAUCUUUUCAUUGGAGCUACUAGCUGUGGAGAGGAAUGUCUGUCUCUUAAGGGUUUACAGUCAGUUUGUGCUGUCCUAACUUGAAAUGAUGAGAGAGCAUUCUCUUAAUAAAAGCACAUGUUUUUAAACUUCCAACUAGGAUAGAUGAGCUCCAGAAAUCAUACCAUGGAUUGGGAAAAUGUGACUUUCUAAUUAUCGUGAAUUAUUAAGAAAUCAAGAUUGCCGUGCCCUUAAUUCACUUCCUUGGUGUAUAGCACCGCAUUUGUUAAGUAAAA
This is a messenger RNA of Callorhinchus milii (elephant shark), 2837 nucleotides long. Its product is annotated as proteinase-activated receptor 2. Gene Ontology annotation, cellular component: membrane. Gene Ontology annotation, molecular function: thrombin-activated receptor activity. NCBI's taxonomy places the organism in Eukaryota, Metazoa, Chordata, Chondrichthyes, Chimaeriformes, Callorhinchidae. The transcript is spliced from 2 exons. Gene Ontology annotation, biological process: thrombin-activated receptor signaling pathway; positive regulation of Rho protein signal transduction; blood coagulation. The record is from RefSeq and is a predicted model, not a curated record. The coding region runs from base 228 to 1367 and encodes 379 amino acids.